Messenger RNA from Tilletiopsis washingtonensis, 2627 nucleotides. RefSeq lists its product as hypothetical. Gene Ontology annotation, molecular function: ATP binding; ATP hydrolysis activity. The coding region runs from base 62 to 2551 and encodes 829 amino acids. NCBI's taxonomy places the organism in Eukaryota, Fungi, Basidiomycota, Exobasidiomycetes, Entylomatales. The transcript is spliced from 8 exons. Gene Ontology annotation, cellular component: mitochondrion; cytoplasm. The record is from RefSeq and is a predicted model, not a curated record.
UCUCCGUCCACGCCGCCUCGUCGCCGUGCCUCCUUAGUCUCCUCGUUGCCACGGGCCUGCCAUGCGAGUCUCGUCGCCCCUGCUGCGCACGGCGCUGCCCGCGCCGCUGCGGCCGCUCUCUCGCGCCUCGCUCGCUCCGCCUCCACAUGCCCCCGCCGCCCCGCACCGCCUGGCGUCGCGCCUGACGCCCAGUGCCUACACCGGCACGCGCCGCCACGCCGAGGCACCCGCUGACGACGAGGCGCCCGCGCCCACGGCCGACCUCACCACCACCGAUCCGCUCGAGCACUAUCUCGCCGCCGUGGCGCGGGGCGAGGUGCGCAGAGACGAGGAGCAGAUUCGCGUCAUGGCAAAGCUGCGAGACCUGACGCGUCGGCUGAGCGACUAUACGCCGCCCGCCCAUCUGCUCUCCCAUCUCUCGCGGCGCGCCGCUUCUCCUGCCUCCAGCACACCCUCUGCAGCGGCACGCGGCGGCGCAGUGGAUGCGUCGCAGGUGCGCGAGCUCGUCGCCUAUCUCUCCGAGGCACAGACGCUCGCCUCGCUCGACACGCCGCGCGGCAUCCUCCUCACCGGGCCGCCGGGGCGCGGCAAGACAAUGUGCCUCGACGCGUGGUACGAGGCGCUGCCGGUGCGCGGCAAGUUCAGGAGACAUUAUCAUCACUUGCUCCUCACCAUCUAUCGCCUCAUCUGGGCCGAAGCCGAACGCAGACGACAGCUGCGCAACACUGCCGUUCCCUUCCUGUCUUCCUCGGCGAGCAGCGGCGACUCGACGUCCUCGGGGCCUCGCUCGCCUCAGCGCGGCACGGGGACCGUCUGGCAGCGCGCCUCGGCGGCCACGACGAGCGAGGCAGACGACACGUUGCGCUCCGGCACAGGUCAGCUGUGGAAGCGCGCACUGAAGGGCAUGCCGUUCUACAGGCCAGACGCCAUGAGUGGCAAAGGCGGCAAUGCGGGGAGUGAUCUGGACGAGCCACUGCCGCCGGGCGCUCCGCUGCAGGACGGACAGGGCACGGAGAGGAGCUUGGCGCUGCAUGCCGCCGCCACUCUCUUUCUGCAGCACGGCCACGUGCUUCUCUUCGACGAGCUGCAGCUCGUCGACGUCACGUCGGCCUCGCUGCUGCGCCAGAUUCUCACGGCCUACUGGUUCCUCGGCGGCGUCCUCGUCGGCUCCUCGAACCGCCUGCCCGAGGAUCUCUUUGCCAACCACGUGCAGCGCCGCGCGCUCACCGAGUUUCUCAUGGCGCUGCGAGAGCGCUGCGAAGUCGUCGAGAUGGGCGGCCAGAGGGACUGGAGACGAAAAGGAGAGGAGGAGGAGGAGGAGGAGGAGGAGAAGGGCGAGAUGUACUUCGUACAAGGGGAGAAAGGCUUUGAAGAGGCGUGCGAGAAGUUGGUCGCUGGCAGAGAGGGCAAGGCAGCCUCAGUGACGGUGUACGGUCGGCGCGUCUUGAUUCCGCUGUCCUACGCCGCUCGCGGCUCCGCGGCGCCCGUGUGUCGCUUCACCUUUGCGCAGCUGUGCGACGUGCCUCUGGGGCCAGCCGACUACCUGACGCUGGCGUCUUCCUACCGCACCUUCAUCCUCGACGACGUGCCGCAGCUGCCGCUCUCGCACAAGAACCAGGCGCGGCGCCUCAUCACGCUCCUCGAUGCGCUCUACGAGGCCGGCUGUGCGCUCCUCGUGCGCGCCGCCGCGCCGCCCGACGGCCUCUUCUUUCCAAACGAACGCCGCGAGGCGGGAGAAGGCGCGCUGGAACUCCUCGACUCGCAGAGCAUGAUGCAGAGCGAAACGAUGAGCGAGGCACUGCAAGACACCGAGGAAGGCUUCCGCCCAAACGUCGGACGCUACAGAGAGGAGCAGGAGACGCAGGCGCAGUCCGACGCUGCCGCCGCCGCCGCCGCCGCAACCGCCAGCGCAACAGCAGCAGCGCAGGGAGAAGAGCAGGCCAAGCCGCAGAGGCGCAGAAUGCCGGGCGAGGAGAGCGAGAAGAGCGAGCGACGGCGAAAGGAGGGCAGGAAUGAGGGCUUCAUGAGUCUGGCUAUCUUCAGCGGCGAAGAUGAACGCUUUUCCUUCCAGCGUGCCGUUUCGCGUCUUCACGAGAUGUCGCGGCCAACGUGGCGCACGCGCCCCUGGCGGCCCUUUCUCGAUGUGGAAAUGUCGCAGUGGGGCUCGGGCGCCGACGCGGCGCUGCGCAUGCCCCUCUCGAAAGUGCCGCUGCCGCCGACGCCGCACGCGCACCGCGAGGCGAACCAGUUUGGCAUGGCCGAGUUCGGCGAUGAGGCCAGUUUCGCCGGCCCAACGACGCCCCUCGGCGCCACAGUCUUUGAGCCCGAGCCGCCAAACUCGCCGGCAAAGCGCAGGGCCAGCCAGGAUGGCGCGCCGGUGCUCUCGGCCGUGCACGCGUGGGGCAUGGCCGAGUGGGGGCCCAAGGCGGGCCGCUGGGGCAGAGGCGCAAGGGCAGAGGAGGAGCAAGAGGAGGAGAGAGAGGAAGAGACGCCGAGAGAGAGGAGACGCAGGUUGAGCGAGCAGAGGAGGAGACAAGAAGGAGCCGAGUAAACACACACACGAUGGGGGGUGGGGGUGGGAGGGGGUUCGACGUGGGUGCAGAGAGCGCGAAGGAUGGAGAUGCGAG